UUCCCUGCUCCUUCCCCUUUUGUUCCAAGCAGGCGGGGAAGGGGGAUUCGCAGAGCCCAGCGGUAGAGAGACAUUGACUGAGCCUCUUCAGAGCUAGUCCUCACCUUGCUAGGAGGCGAGCCAGCCCCAGGGACUGCAGUGCCUGCUCCCCUCCCCAGGGCCUGUUAGGGAGAGGGGGGAGAUUCUGCUCUAUAGUCCUUGGGCUUGUCUGGCAGCAGCAUCCUCCAGCUCUGGCUGCAUCGGUGUCGUCAAUUCCCUCCUGCUCCGGCUUCUCUCCCUCGCCUGGAUGCAGCCAGCGUUAGCCUGAGGGAGUGGCAGGCUGUAUUCCAGAGGGCUGCAGCCUCCGGCUAGGGCUGUGGGGGGCAAGAGAGGCUUGCAAGCAGCCGGGAGGGCUCCCCCACAGCCCCCCUGCAAGCUGGAUGCUAAGGAGGAAGGAUUGUUCAUGGCAAAGCAUUGUCCUUGGGCCGGAGAAAGAAACGGGCACAGUCCUUACGGUCUGUGACGAUGGAAGAAGGGGUCCGUCAUCUAGAAGCCUGACUGGGUGACAGUAGGAAAACCCUCCAAGAGACGGGCAGCUACUAGCUUGAGAUACAGAGCGGGACAAACAUGCUGAAACCAAGUGGACUUAAAAUUCCUGGCAGGGCAGGGAAACACUCCAGCCCUGUGGGACGGGCUUCGGGAACAGCUGUGGCUGCAGCCACUACUGGCUCAAAGGAAGGCUCACCUUUGCACAAGCAGGGUCCCACCUCCACUGCCAGCGCCGAGAAGCCAGGAUCAAAGGUCACUGAGGUGGGCGAUGACUUCCUGGGAGACUUCGUGGUGGGCGAACGUGUCUGGGUGAACGGAGUGAAGCCAGGCGUGAUCCAGUAUCUUGGGGAGACCCAGUUUGCCCCGGGCCAGUGGGCAGGGGUUGUUCUGGAUGACCCGGUGGGUAAGAAUGACGGCUCCGUUGGUGGCGUACGUUACUUUGAGUGCCAGCCGCUGCAGGGGAUUUUUACACGGCCCUCCAAGCUGACCCGCCAGCCCGUGGCGGAGGGCUCGGGCAGCGAUGCCCAUUCUGUGGAGUCCCUGACAACUCAGAACUUGUCGUUGCACUCAGGGACAGCUACACCACCUCUCUCUACUCGUAUCAUCCCCCUGAGGGAGAGCGUCCUGAACAGCACCAUGAAAACCGGAAAUGAAUCUGGAUCUAACCUGUCAGACAGCGGGUCGGUGAAAAAGGGCGAUAAAGACUUACGGCUUGGAGACCGUGUCCUGGUUGGCGGGACGAAAACGGGAGUUGUGCGCUAUGUGGGCGAGACAGAUUUUGCCAAAGGAGAAUGGUGUGGAGUGGAACUUGAUGAACCUCUAGGGAAGAAUGAUGGGGCAGUCGCUGGUACAAGGUAUUUUCAGUGCCCCCCCAAAUUUGGCCUCUUCGCUCCCAUUCACAAGGUGAUCCGGAUUGGGUUCCCGUCCACCAGCCCUGCUAAAGCAAAGAAGAGCAAACGGAUGGCCAUGGGAGUGUCAGCCUUAACUCACAGCCCCAGUAGCUCAUCCAUCAGCUCUGUCAGCUCUGUGGCCUCCUCUGUCGGUGGCAGACCCAGCCGGAGCGGAUUGCUGACGGAAACCUCCUCUCGCUAUGCUCGGAAGAUCUCUGGCACGACCGCCCUGCAGGAGGCACUGAAGGAAAAGCAGCAGCACAUUGAGCAGCUGCUGGCAGAGCGAGAUCUGGAGAGAGCAGAGGUGGCCAAGGCCACCAGCCACAUCUGUGAGGUGGAGAAGGAAAUUGCCAUCCUGAAGGCCCAGCAUGAGCAGUAUGUCACAGAGGCGGAGGCGAAUCUCCAGCGAGCACGGGCCCUGGUAGAUGGGGUGCAGAAGGAAAAGUUGGAGCUGCUGAACCAACUGGAAGAGGAGAAAAGGAAAGUGGAGGACUUGCAGUUUCGAGUGGAGGAAGAAUCCAUUACCAAGGGAGAUCUGGAGACUCAGACGCAGUUGGAGCAUGCCCGCAUACGGGAGCUCGAGCAGAGCCUGCUGUUUGAGAAGGCACAGGCUGAAAAACUCCUCAGAGAAUUAGAGGACACCAGGUUAACUACGGUAGCAGAGAAGUCUCGAAUCCUUCAGCUGGAGGAAGAGCUGAGUGUCCGGCGUGGUGAGGUGGAGGAGCUGAGACAAUGCCUAAGAAACUCUCACCAGGCAGAGACCCCUGAGCACAAUCUUGGUCUGCAGUCAGAGGCGCUUCGCCUGCGAGACCAGCUGCUGUCUGCCAGCAAGGAGCAUCAGAAAGAGAGCAGCCAGCUGAAGGAGAAGUAUGAAAAGACCCUGAAGAAGCACCAGCAGGAGAUAGAGAAGCUGAAAGCCGUCAAUGAAAAAUAUUCCCAGGAAAUCGUUGACCUGAAACACAAAGUUCAACAAGCCACCAAUGAGAACAUGGGGCUGAUGGACAAUUGGAAGUCCAAGCUGGACACUUUGGCAUCUGACCAUCAGAAAUCUCUGGAAGACCUCAAAGCCACCCUGAACACAGGCCCUGACACCCAACACAAGGAGAUAGUAGAACUGAAGGCCGUGGUAGAGAGCAUAAAGAUGGAGCACCAACUUGAACUGGAGAACCUUAAAGCUAAGCACGAUAUCGAGACUGCGGUUCACAUAAAAGAGAAAGAAAGUCUGAAGCUGAAGCUACAGGAGGCCAGCGACGAAGUGGAAGAAAGCAACAACAACUGGAAAAUGCAACUGGAAACCAAAACAAACCAGCACCUUAUAGAACUUCAGGACUUGAAGGAGAAGUGCCGAGAUGCCGAACUGAGAGUGCACGAACUGGAGAAGCUACACAGUGAAUAUAAAGAUCAGGCUCAAGCAAUAGCUUUCUUGAAAGAGCAGAUUUCUCUGGCUGAGAAGAAGAUGUUGGACUAUGAGAUGCUACAGAAAACAGAAGCCCAGAGUAAACAGGAGAUCCAAAGAUUGCAGGAAAAUAUGCUUGUCUUAGAGAACAAACUGCAGUCCAUGGAGGCUCUGCAUCCUUCUCAGCAUGCCAAUAUGAUUGAAACUAAUGAUAUUUCAGAAGAGAAGAUAAAGAUGAAGGAGGCUAUGGAAGAACUGCAAGAUAAGCUGAGUAAAAGAGAUAAAGAGGUGUCGUCCCUCCUCUCCCAGACUGAAACUCUAAGGGCCCAAGUAAGUGCAUUGGAAAAUAAAUGCAAAGCUGGAGAGAAGAAAGGAGAUUCUUUGUUGAAGGAAAAGAAGCGAUUGGAAGCUGAACUGGAGACCUUGUCCAGGAAAACGCAUGAUGCUUCAGGCCAGCUGGUCCUGAUUAGCCAGGAGCUACUCAAAAAGGAAAGGAGCCUGAAUGAGCUGCGGGCUUUGCUGCUGGAAGCAAACCGUCACUCGCCCGGGCCAGAGCGAGACCUGAGCCGAGAGGUGCACAAAGCAGAGUGGAGGCUGAAAGAGCAGAAACUCAAAGACGACAUCAAAGGCCUGAGAGAAAAGCUGAUAGUGCUGGAAAAAGAGAAAUCGGUAGUUGAUCAAAGGCGAUACUCCCUCAUUGAUCCUUCGUCAGAGUCUGAGGUUCUCCGGCUGCAACACCGACUGGUCAGCACGGAGGAUGUCCUACGGAAUGCACUGGAGCAGGGUCAGCAAAUGGAGAAACUCAUGGAGGCCAUGAGGAGUUCUUCGGAGAAAACACAGACUCUUGGAAACUCGGGAUCUGCUAAUGGGAUCCAUCAGCAGGAUAAAUCCCACAAGCAGGAGGAGAAGCACUGAUAGAGAAGAAGAGGUGGAGAGAAUCAUUUCAUGCCAGUAUCUACUUCUGCGCACCAACAGGAAAAGGAUGCACCUCCUAAAGACUAGCGACAGUAUUUUAACUUUAAAAACAGGACUGUUUAUAAUGUACUAACUGACCUAAGUAGGACAAUCCCCUGGUUCGUAUUUUCCAAGACGAGCAUCAUUCCAGAAGGAGCGGUAUGGCAACCUACCUGUGUAAAGAUCCUUUUGUUUUGCUUUCUUAUCCGUAUCGGUAUUGACUGUGGAAUUUGUAUCGGCCGAGUGAACAGUCUCCAUUCAUCCCACCUGAACAAUGUGGUCUGGUUGAGAGCUGAUGGUGGCUGAAACUUCAUCAGUGAUUCCUAGACCCCUAGAGGAAAUGUAAAAGGGUUUGCCUGAGGCACCAGAAAAUUCCUAAGUAUGUUCCCAAAGGCUGCACUCUCCACGCCAGGUAAUCCCUGUCCCUCUCUCCCCACCCACCCACUCACAUAGUAUGAAGAACUAAAGAAAUGAGUCAGAUCUACUAGGCUAGCUGUGCUCAAGCCAGUAAGAAUGGAUCAUAGAAGAGCUGUUGGGACAGUCCUCCCCCUUCCCUGCAUAGAAGACCUCUCAGCUGUAGACCAUGGAAACUCCCCUUAGUACUGUAUGAUAGCACAGGUGGUACCUCACCUGAUUUCAGGUGAUAUAAUUUAUUUCAGCUGUUUGUGCAUCAGUGUUUACUCUGAGUUGAUGAAGGGGAGAGAGCCUCUGGUGGGGGUGAGUACAGGUCUCCUUAGCCUCUCUCCUCUGAGAGAUCUCUUAGUAGGACCGGCUGUGCCGGGGCCCAGAGCCAGGGCCCAUGGGUGUGUUGUGGCAUGCGGUAGCUCUGCAGGCCUGUACACAGCAAAGCUUUAGAGGUAGCUGGCUAGAACCUUUGUAUGCCUUUUGUGAGGGUCUGGGUAGAAAACCCACACACAGGAUGUAGUCGCAUCGGACAGACGCUGCUAGGCUCUGAUUCCCUCUCCACUGCUAUCCACAGAAUUGUAAUCACUAGCUGGAAGAGUUGGGCUACCUUGCAUUAGGCUGCUUUGGGGUUGCCCCUACCAGUCUCAGUUGUCUUUGGCUCUUCAGUACA
Messenger RNA from Gopherus flavomarginatus (Mexican gopher tortoise), 4843 nucleotides. RefSeq names its product CAP-Gly domain containing linker protein 2 (gene CLIP2). The transcript is spliced from 18 exons. Gene Ontology annotation, biological process: cytoplasmic microtubule organization. Lineage: Eukaryota; Metazoa; Chordata; Testudines; Testudinidae. The coding region runs from base 607 to 3729 and encodes 1040 amino acids. Gene Ontology annotation, cellular component: microtubule plus-end; nucleus; cytoplasm. Gene Ontology annotation, molecular function: microtubule plus-end binding. The record is from RefSeq and is a predicted model, not a curated record.